UCAUUCUGUGCUUCCACUGCUAAGGAAGAAAUGCAUCCCCAAACUGGUUUCCUCUGAAAAGAUGUGGUAACUUCAUUUACCUGCUGCUUCAGGAUUUCACUUCUUUAGUCCAAGCUUUAUGAACUUGAACACAAAGGCACAUCAUCUUACCAGGACAGCAGAAGGUGACACAGAGAAGUAAUGUACAGAGAGAGACCAGUCUUUUUUGUGACUGUAGUCAACCCAUGAAGAGUGAGGGCUCUCAGCCACCUAAAAGUAUUUACUGCAUUUGCUUCAGAAUACUGUGGAGAAAAUGUAUGCUAGUCGAGAGGAUAUUGGAUAUGAUUUUGGAGAUGACUCAAAAGUUGGAAGUAAGCCAAUUAAACCUAACCCAAACAUCGAUGGAGGAUGGGCUUGGAUGAUUGUACUUUCUUCUUUCCUUGUGCACAUACUCAUCAUGGGUUCCCAAAUGGCCCUUGGAAUACUCAACAUGGAAUGGCUUGAAGAGUUUAAUCAGAGUCGUGGCUUAACAGCGUGGGUUAGCUCCCUCAGCAUGGGCAUCACGCUUAUUGUAGGUCCAUUUACUGGUUUAUUCAUCAGCAUGUGUGGGUGCCGCACGACAGCCAUACUUGGAGGGAUACUGAAUGCUCUGGGUUGGAUACUGAGUGCCUAUGCCUCAAAUGUGCAUUACCUCUUCCUCACCUUUGGAGUGACAGCUGGCAUUGGAAGUGGCAUGGUUUAUCUGCCUGCCGUGGUCAUGGUAGGGCAGUAUUUUCAGAAGAGAAGAGCACUUGCACAAGGGCUCAGUACCACGGGAACAGGGUUUGGAGCUUUCCUAAUGACUGCCUUAAUGAAGUACCUCUGCACAGAAUUUGGGUGGAGGAAUGCCAUGUUCAUCCAGGGGGCCAUCUCCCUGAACCUUUGUGUCUGUGGGGCACUUAUGAGACCACUCUCUCCCAAAGACCUCUGUGAAAAAUAUGUGGUGAGAAGUGAUAGUGAAGAAAAUCGGGCAAAAGCUCUGUCCCAUUCUACAGAGACUAUGAAAUCGAAUGGAGUCCUUGGUGAAGAACCAGAGAAUAAAGAAGAGGUAGCAAAUGAAGAAGUGCUUGUCAGUGUGCAGCACAUAGAAAUUGGAGGUAAAUCUGGAAGUGGAAGGAGCAUGUAUGGACUGCGCCUCUUUAAGACAGUGAGCCAGCUGACAGUUACAGUCAGAAAGGGCUUUGCACUCUGGUACUCCAGCUACUUUGGAGCUGCAUCACUGUUUACCAAUAGAGUAUUUGUGGCCUUUAUCAUUUGGGCUUUGUUUGCCUAUAGCAGCUUUGUCAUUCCCUUUAUUCACCUUCCAGAAAUAGUCAAGCAGUACAACUUAUCUAGGCAGGACAAUGUAUUUCCCUUGACAUCCAUUAUAGCCAUUGUUCAUAUUUUUGGUAAAGUGAUCCUUGGAAUCAUCUCUGAUCUCCCAUGCAUCAGCACGUGGAAUGUCUUCCUCAUGGCUAACUUUACCCUGGUUGCCUGCAUUCUUACUUUGCCACUAAUGCAGACAUAUGUUGGCCUGGCUGUGGUUUGUGCUCUAAUAGGAUUUUCUAGUGGCUAUUUUUCUCUAAUGCCUGUUGUGACUGAAGAUUUAGUUGGAACUGAACACCUUGCAAAUGCCUAUGGCAUCAUCAUUUGUGCCAACGGAAUAUCUGCUUUGUUUGGACCACCCUUUGCAGGUUGGAUCUAUGACAUCACACAAAAAUACGAUUUUUCUUUUUACAUAGCUGGAUUGCUAUACAUGGUGGGAAUAAUAUUUUUACUUAUACAACCUUGUAUUCAAAAGAAACAGCCAAGAGAAAAAUCUACAGAAGAAGCACAAGUAUAGAACAAAUUCCAGAAGUUUUUUUUUUUUACAGAACUUUUUUGUUUUCAUGUUUCUCUUCUGUGACAGUAUGAAGAUGUUUUUCUUACAGAACCAACCACAUUUAGCUGCACUUAAAUGGAAAGCAAAUGUGCUCCAUAAUGCUUAUAAAUUAUUGGAAAUAUGCUUUUAAAAUUAGUUAAGAUAUUUUACUUUAGAACUACCAAAUACAGUGAUUAAAGCACACUGCUAGUAUUUUAAUAUUAGAAAAAUGCUAAGAACCCUUACCCUUGCUUCUCUUUUAAUUUUUCACCAUUAAUUGGUGAAAAUCCAUUGACUGCAGUGCAGUUACUCUGAUUUACUAGUCCUGUGAGAGAAUUUGGUCAGGACAUGAAUGAUUUAUGGAAGUCCUUUUUACUAUGUAUUCAAUCUGAUGAAAGAUUAGUUACUGAGUAUAAGAAAAUGAUUGUAUUUCUUGCCUGGCCAGUCAAGUACUGCUGAAAUGCUACUAUAAUAAUUCCAUUAAUUCAGCAUACUAAAAUUACUAUUUCUGUGAUGCAAAUCUGAAGAAAGGUUCUCCUAUAUUUCUGAAGUGAUUCAGUUGGACUCAACAGGUCCCUCCCAACCCAGUAUAUUCUGUGAUUCUACUUCAAUGAUUUUUAGAUUUUUUUAAAAGCAGCAACUGCAGCUAAAGUAGCCAUCCUCAAUACAUAGGCUGCAUUUUAAAUGCUGUGACACUAAAUGCACCUGAGGUAAAAAACCCAUAAAUGCAGAAACAGGAAACAUAUGGAAAAUAUCAUUGUGACUGUGUGUUUCCAGAAAGAGUUUGAGUUCUCUGGUCCUUUUACCUAAUUAGAGUUAUUGUAGAAUUUAAUAAUAUUGCCACUCACUCCUUCCAGGGGAAUGAACUCUACUACAGCACACUGAAUUUUGUUAUAAUUCAAUUUAAUUGUUCACCAACUCUGUCACAUAUGAGCAGUUAUGUUGCUGCUUGUAAUGUACAGCAUGAACUGACAAAGAUUCAUCAUGUUUGAGAAGUUUAUUCACUAGAAAAUUAGAAUACUGCAGAGCAUGGAAUAGCUAACAAACAUUUUAAAUAUUCAAAUUAAUUUUCUUAACAUUAAGGAUCUGGUAACCAACACAGAAUGGUGUAUGGUGGUACGGGGCAUAUUUUUCUCAGCUUUGAGAGGUGAGUCUGAUGUUAAUUUUCCUGUCAAAUAAGAACCAUUGUAAGUUUUCAUCCUCUUAGCUUUAUGAAAGUUCUUUGCAUGACAAAUCAGGUUCUUAGUUUAAUAUUGCUACAUGCUACUGGAAUUCCUUAGAAAGCAAUUGACACUAUUCAAUUAUAUUGAAGAACUAUUGGGAAACAAUUCAGUACACAACAAUAUCAACAGUACACAACAGUAUCAAUAUCCUGGUCUUCUUUAUAGCUGCAAGGUUGGUUAACAAAAAGUUCUGAAUGUGUAUUGUUCUAUAUUGCAAUUCACCAGCUUCUUAGUGUUGCACUUCUACAACUGUUGGCAGGGACAUACUUUUUUUAAAAAAGUAUUUUUUAAAGAUCACUGAAAUGAGCCAAGUUAAAAAAUAAAACCUUAAGGAACCCUGAAUUACUUUAAGAUUUACAUCAGUGGAAUCAUAUAGGGUAGUUAUGUAUGGCCUUUAAAACUCACUUAAGACAACUAAGGUGGCACUGGACUGCAGCACACAGUGUGAACACACAGUCAGUAACUUCUUAAAAUCACCUUCUGUUAUUGGAGAAAAUGUGCACGUAAAUUUUCACAUCAGUUCUUUGUUACAGGUUAAAUGUCUUCUUGGUGGGAAUGCUGCUGAUGGCUCGUUUGAACUGAACUAUUUUUUAUUGGUGAAAUACAUGUUGUAGUGAUCAUUUUCAUCAUUUGCUUUUUUUUUUCUUUGAAAGAUAUGCAUCCUUCAUACAUAGAUCUUCUCUUUCUCUUUUGUCAAAAGCAACCUUAUUUGCAUAUUACAGUAAUAAAAAAUAUUGUUCACUUGUGAUAUCUGCAAUAGAUCUUUCUAUAGAGGUCCUUACAGGGCCAUAUCUUGGGAAUAAACUUACAUUACCCAAAAUAACACUUUCUGUUCAUUUAUUAAGUUAGCAUAGUAUUUUAGACACAUAAUAAAUUUGUAUUUGUCAUUAUCCUAAAAUGAAAUUAUCACAAGAAGAAGAAUAUAUAUGGAAGGGCUUCUUAUUCCUAAAGAUCAACAAUCACUGGAUGUUUCCAGCAUAUUGGUAUAUAGUUGUAGAACAAAACAUCCUUAAUCUAAAUCAGUGAAUAUUUAAGUAUUAAAGUACUGGUUUAUAAAGAAACAGAAUUACACAAGAACCCUGUAUUCAUAGUUUUUAAAUCAAUUUAUAAAAUUCAAGUUUAGUAGUUGGCAUGUUAAAAAAUUGUAAACUCCUUACACUCUUCAAAUAUGAAUCUAUUGUAUCCAAAUACUGAAAUCACUGUUUUUAAUACUUGGAUCAUAAACCUAGUCAAUUGUAAAUGAUUUAUUAAUCAGCCUCUAUAAAUGACAAUGCCACAACAUCUGCUAUAAGCCAUAGAGAAUGUGUAGCAUAGAUACAAAACAGAAAAAUCAGAAUGAAGAAAUACAAAGUAGCCACAACCUGUUCUAUUGCAGUAACUGCUAUGAUGCUGAUUAAAACACAAUUUCAGGAUACCCAACCUAUUUAACAUUGUGAUAUUUACAUGUUGUUCCUGGUAAGACAUAUUUUGUUUUUCCUCUUUCAAUCCUUAGUAAGUAGUAAUCCUUAGUUUUCCCUAGUAAAGAAGAAAAGUCCAUGUGUCUGACCCUAUAAACACCAUGCCUCGUAGCAAUUGAUUCAAUGGAACAUGUACCUUUAUUCAGUUAGUUUUUUGUUCUGAGCAUGUGGCUUCUGCCUCCUUUGGAGCUGUAGCUGAGAUUUGUGUGUGAAGGUUCCCAGCCCACUUCUUGUGGGGGCUCUUUGAUUUCAGGUGUAGCUGUGUCACUCAAGCUCUCCACAAGAGCUUCCCAGAGCAUUACUGCCACACAGCUACUUGUAAGAGAAAGUAGAGGCUUAAAAAUAUCAUUUGGCUUACUCACUACUGAUUAUUCUACUCCACAAAAUGCAUUUAGACAGCACAGAAACCUUGUAUGAAGGUCACUUGCAGUGCCAGCUGCCCACGCAUUUUGAAAGACACAGUGAUAGCUAAAACUCACAGGAGAUCAGCAGAAGUUUUGCUCAGGGUUGCCAGUGCAAGGUAUCACAUGUUCUUCUGUGAAAAAUCUGAGAAGCUAUUUUUGGUAUAAUAUCCAAGGCCUUUCUGCCACUGUAAAAAAAAACCAAACAGCUGUAAUGCCACGUACUUUCCUGGUGUGUAAUUCAUACAGCUGCUCUAAAAACAACAAAACUGUGUAAGCUGAUGCCAAAAAAACUGUCUGGAUGUAGAAAUUGCAUCAGAAAUACAAAUCUGUUUUCAAGGUAAGUAAAAGAGGCCUUGGGGUUUGAAAAGAAAUGCAAUUUUAGAAAACUUUCAGAUAUACUGUAAGGAUUAAGCGUGUUUCUCAGGAGAUGCUUCCCUCUUUCAGAAUGACUCUAUAAACAGAAUCGGGUGGAAAUAAUAUAAGGAAGAAAAAAAAAAAAGAUGUAAUUGGUUAGAUGACAGAACUAUCACAAAAAAAAUUAGGAAGAUACUCUGUGUCAUAUAUUAUCCACUCAUUGUAAAUUGUGUAAGAACACAGGAACAUUGAUUUUUUUUUUCCCCCAAAUGUUCCACUUUUCAACAGGUGCCGUUUCAGGAGCCUAAGUGCAGCUAUACUCAAUGACUCCAAUACAAGUUGUAACAGAAAUAGAAAAGCAAAGAUUGUGGUGUAACUUGUGUUAGACACUGCAGAUGUAGUUGGAUACUCUGAACUGCUUCACUCACUAUCUACAGCAAAGCUGUCUUCAAGUACGUGUGGUCCUGGUCUCAUGCAGGCAUACACAACAUCCUAGCACAUUCCAGCAGAGCAAAAGCAGGGAUUAUUGGGGAAAAAAUGUGUAUAAGUGCUGAAAUGAAAAUGUGUGAACCUUUUAAAAGUUCUUUUUACAUUUCUUACUUUCUGUCUCUCACCAAUCUGCUUUGCCCAUGAAUAAAAUGACACCGUGAAGUUAAAAACAAUAUAGACUGGUUUUUCCUAUUGCAUAUUU
Molecule: messenger RNA, 5987 nt
Organism: Cyanistes caeruleus (blue tit)
Lineage: Eukaryota; Metazoa; Chordata; Aves; Passeriformes; Paridae
Source: RefSeq, a predicted model, not a curated record